AUAUAAAAGGAAAAAUAAUAUAAAAUUUCAAAUACCGUUCAUAGUACUUAACAUUUUAAAAAUGUAAUCUAAAUAAAAUAUCGAUUUUAUCUUAUGCUUAAAUUUCAACUAAAUUAACUUUGUUACGAUUAUCAGCUUUUUAUUCUACUUUUAUUAAAUCGAUUAGUCACAAUCACUUAUGCUCACUUUGAACUAGACAACUUCAAAAUAAAGUAAUAUCCUAUAUAGUCGCUACCCACAAUCAAAUGGGUCGAAAAAAUAUCAUUCUUUUUGAACAUAUUUUAUUUUUAUGUUUUUGAAUAUAUUCUAUUUACUGAGACCAUAAAAUAAAUUGUAAAUUAAUGUAAGAAUAAAACAUACGAACCCGGCGCGUAGCGCCGGAAUACCACUAGUAUUAUUAUAAAACUGACUCCGCCCAUGCUCGCGGGUUAUCAUCUAGUGCAAUACUUAAACAAAUCAUCUUUAGUUACCACAGUUUCAAUCUCAGUUCGUUCGUGUUAAAUCGUGUGGUUCUCCAAAUAAAAACUUACUAAAUUGUUAUGUUUUUGAAUUCAUUUGAUUUGUCUGUCAUAUUUUGGUAACUAAAAUGAUUUAUUCAACCUAAUAUUGCAUUAACCAUAUCAUCAAGUUUAGAGUUGCUUGUUGGAGUUGGCUGGUUUUAAAGUAUGAUAUGGUAAAGGUGACACUACAAAAAAUUGUAUUAUCACUUAAAUAGCAUCAAAAAAUAAUGAUAUUAGUUUAAAUUGCUAAUAUUCCACCUUCUGAAGAGAAACGAUACUGGCAAAGAUACAUCUAUCUCUGGUGAGUUUAUUCUUUUUCAGUUUGGCUUUUACUGAUUUUGGCAAUAAUGCAGAAACGAUUUAGAUAGAAUUGGAAUGUUGCCUUCUUAUGUGAAAUCAUGCUUUGGAUAAGUAGGUUAGGUUUAGUUUCUUUAACUGAGUUGUUAAGAGUUUGAUCAUGGUUUGCAUAAGUAGUUUCUUUAACAGUUAAAGUUAUUGUUGUUUGUCUUUUAGCAUAUUUGGUUCUGCGAUUUUGACAAUAAUGCAGAAUCGUUUUAGAAUGGUGAAUGGGGUUCAUGGUUUGCGUACGAUGUUUGGGUAUGGGUUUGGUUGUCUUGAGCAGAUUGAGCUUUAAGCACAUUCAGGUCACAAAUUGAUAUAUUGAAACAGAUUGUUGCAUUCUGUGGAAAGCUAUUUUUGUUUGUUUGUCUUUUAUUAGUAUAUUUGGUUCUGCGAUUUACUGAAACACUGACACUCUAAUGUAACUAAUUGGUGUAGGAUUAACUAUGCAUUGUAUGAAAAGAUUGAAACUGAAGAUGUGGAGCGUACACGAGAUGUAUACAGGUAAGCUAAAGCCUACCUACUUUGAAACUUGUGAAGUUACAUUUGUUUGCGUUUCACUCUGGCAGUUUAGUCUGACUGUCUGUAUUCGUCUUACCAAACAUAUACAGAGAAUGCCUGAGGCUUAUUCCCCACUCCAAAUUUUACUUUGCCAAAAUAUGGUUGCUUGCUGCUCAGUUUGAAAUCCGGCAACUGAAUCUCGGCAACUGAAUCUCGCCGGUGCUAGGCAGAUAUUAGGAAAUGCGAUAGGAAAAGCUCCAAAAGAUAAGAUAUUUAAGAAAUACAUCGAGAUUGAACUCCAGAUGGGGAACAUAGAUAGGUGUAGAAAGCUUUAUGAGCGUUACCUUGAGUGGUCUCCAGAGAAUUGCUAUGCUUGGAGCAAAUAUGCUGAGCUAGAGAGGUCUCUCGCUGAGACUGAACGAGCUAGAGCUAUCUUUGAGCUUGCUAUAUCUCAGCCAGCUCUUGACAUGCCCGAACUGCUAUGGAAGGCAUACAUAGAUUUUGAGAUAGCAGAAGGAGAAUUAGAGAGGACAUGGGCUUCAUAUGAGCGACUCUUGGAUCGCACAAAGCAUUACAAGGUGUGGGUUAGUUUUGCAAAGUUUGAAGCUUCUGCUGCAGAACAAGAAGAAGACGAGAAAGAGGAAGAAGAAAUAGAUGCUAUUGAACGCAAGAAAGAGUGCAUCAGACGUACCAGAGGGAACUUUGAACUACAUGUUGUUACAUGAGUUUUGAUGAUUACUUACUUCCACUUGAAGCUGCUUACAAGUGGAAGAAGCAGAAUCUUGCUGGUUCUGAGGAGGAUUACGACUAACUAAAGGGUCUUUGAGUUAUAUCAAAACUGUGAGUUGAUGUUUUGUAUUCUUUCUUAGUUCUAUGUACAUCAACACCAUCCUUUAUGAUUUAGCAGUUAGCUUUUUAUUUUGUUAGCAACAAAACAACCCCAUCUGUUAUUGUUUUUGUUCUUCUGGGUAUUAGACAUUUCGGCGUUUUCCGGUUUAGAAAAUGUGGACAAUCCGGAGUCUAAAUUCCGGUUAUUAUUUCUAACUUUUUCUAGAAGAUAGCUUGAGCUGGGAUGAGUGGAUACUGAACCAAUGACGUCCCUUUGGCCAAAAUAUACGAAAAUGGGGCCUAAUUAGUUGUUUUCAUCCUAAUCCCUUUUGAUAACUGCUAAUUAGUUGGAAAGCUUUCCUCUGGUAAAAAGGAUUUGAUGAAGACAACUGGUUUCAAAAUUUUGUUAACCGUACUUUUAUUCUAAAGGAUCAUGACGUUUUGUGAGUUUGUUACUUGUUGAAGAUUGUGUUACUUGUUUCUCUGUGUUUUCUUUUUUCUUUCCCUGACUAGAGUUUCUUUUAGCUUUUGCUGCUGCUCUUUCUGUGUUUUAUCUCUUACAAUUUCUAACCUCAGUUACAAAAAUGUUAAUGUUGCAUCCUUAUUAUUUUGCCACUUCUAGCUAAUUAAUUUGAAAAAUUUCUUGUGGUACAAGGAAUUGAUCAAGAUUCCACUUUGUUCUCAAAGCAUUGAUAUUAAAGGAUCAUGUUGUUUCUUUAAAAAGAAUUGCUACUACGUUGCUUUACUCUGUUACUAUGUUUGUUUGUAUGUAAUAACUUGAAUUUUGUUUUAUUUUGUAUUUUCUCGGAGUUUCUUUUACCGGUUUCUCGCUUCUCUUUCUGUGAUUAAACUCCUGUAUUUUAAAUUAAAAGAAGAAACAUGUCGCACAUGGAGGACGCCAAAGUACUCUGCUUACAGUGCUCAUUGGUUUAAACUCACUAACAGUUUCUUCUUCUUUCUGAAUUAAAUUCUCAUACUUCAUCCCAACAAACACUGUGCUACGGACACAUUUUAUUAGUCAAGGACAACAUCUUAAUAUCUAAGAGCCAACAAAAAGUACCAAAAUAGAAAAUUUGUGAGUGUUUUGUUUCAUCAUCAAAAGGAAAACACAUCUCACUUUCCAAAGCAGCAACACUUAAUUCCUAAAUUGUUUUUCAACAACAAAAAAAAAAAGAUACAUUGAAAAAGCUCUCUAUU
Messenger RNA from Brassica rapa (field mustard), 3365 nucleotides. Its product is annotated as pre-mRNA-splicing factor CLF1. The record is from RefSeq and is a predicted model, not a curated record. NCBI's taxonomy places the organism in Eukaryota, Viridiplantae, Streptophyta, Magnoliopsida, Brassicales, Brassicaceae. Gene Ontology annotation, biological process: mRNA splicing, via spliceosome; spliceosomal complex assembly. Gene Ontology annotation, molecular function: protein binding. Gene Ontology annotation, cellular component: U2-type catalytic step 2 spliceosome; Prp19 complex; post-mRNA release spliceosomal complex.